AUGGAUGGAGGAAAUCACUCAGUUGUGUCUGAGUUUGUGUUUCUGGGACUCAUCCAUUCAUGGGAGAUCCAACUUGUCCUCCUGGUGUUUUCCUCUGUGCUCUAUGUGACAAGCAUGACUGGAAACUUCCUCAUUGUGUUUUCUGUGACCAUUGAUCCUCACUUACACUCUCCCAUGUACUUUUUCUUAGCCAACCUCUCCUUCAUUGACCUUGGAGCCUGCUCUGUGGUCUCACCGAAGAUGAUUUACGACCUUUACAGGAAGCAUAAAGUUAUCUCUUUUGGAGGCUGCAUUGCUCAGAUCUUCUUCAUCCACGUCGUUGGUGGGGUAGAGAUGGUGCUGCUCAUGGCCAUGGCCUUUGACAGAUAUGUGGCCAUAUGCAAGCCUCUCCACUACCUGACCAUCAUGAGCAGGAGAGUGUGCAUUUUGUUUACAGCUGCUGCUUGGGCCCUUGGCAUCACUCAUUCACUGUUCCAACUAGCAUUUCUUGUGAAUUUGCCUUUCUGUGGUCCUAAUGUAUUGGAUAGCUUUUACUGUGACCUUCCUCGGCUCCUGAGAUUAGCCUGUACAGAUACCUACAGGUUGCAGUUCAUGGUCACUGCCAACAGUGGGUUUAUCUGUGUUGGUUCCUUCUUAAUACUCCUCAUCUCCUAUGUCUUCAUCAUGUUUACUGUUUGGAAACACUCCUCAGGUGGUUCAUCCAAGGCUCUCUCCACUUUGUCAGCUCACAUCACUGUGGUCCUUUUGUUCUUUGGCCCAACCAUGUUUGUCUAUACAUGGCCAAACCCCAAUUCACAGAUGGACAAGUUUCUUGCACUCUUUGAUGCUGUGCUCACUCCUUUUUUAAAUCCAGUCAUCUACACAUUUAGGAAUAAAGAGAUGAAGGCAGCAAUGAAGAGAGUAUGCAAAAACUUAGUUAUUUACAGAAAGAUCUCUUAG
This is a messenger RNA of Artibeus jamaicensis (Jamaican fruit-eating bat), 939 nucleotides long. RefSeq names its product olfactory receptor 4F3/4F16/4F29. Gene Ontology annotation, cellular component: membrane. The record is from RefSeq and is a predicted model, not a curated record. Bases 1 to 939 code for a protein of 312 amino acids. Gene Ontology annotation, biological process: G protein-coupled receptor signaling pathway. NCBI's taxonomy places the organism in Eukaryota, Metazoa, Chordata, Mammalia, Chiroptera, Phyllostomidae. Gene Ontology annotation, molecular function: olfactory receptor activity; G protein-coupled receptor activity. The transcript has a single exon.